AUGCGCCACCAGCUGAUUGAGGUGAUCAACCGCCUGCACGCGGUUUUUGCGUCCACACCGACGUUUGGAAGUGACCUUGAAAUACCGCAAAUUAUAGCGAUUGGCUCCCAAAGCUCUGGGAAGAGCUCGAUUCUUGAAAACAUUGUUGGGUUUGAAUUUCUCCCUCGUGGGACUGACGUCGUUACAAGGUGCCCAAUUGUUCUCCAACUACACAACGUCGACGAUGCGGUCACAUUUGGCGAAUUUUCUCAUCUUCCCAACCGUCGCUUUGAAAACUUUUCCGCCAUUAAGAGCGAAAUCAUUUCACGUACAAAAGUGCUUGCCGGCGAGAACAAAGGCAUCUCUAGGGUAGGAUGGCUGCGUUGCUUUCUCAUCACAUUCGUCCCAAAUUUGUCUCUAGUGGAUUUGCCCGGCAUUACAAAGAUUCCCGUGGGCAGCCAGCCCAGAGAUAUUGAGAAUAUGAUUCGCGAAAUUAUUUUGUCAUAUGCAAGGAAGCCAUCUUCGCUUCUGUUGGCAAUCAUUCCGGCCAACAUUGACAUUGUCAACUCGGAAGCGCUCAAAUUUGUGUCUGAGAUAGACCCAGCAGGCCAAAGGACACUGGGCGUGCUGUCGAAAAUCGAUCUCAUGGAUCAGGGCACAAAUGCCCUCGAUAUUUUGUUGAACCGCGGUCCUGUGCGCCUUGCACUUGGAUUUGUCGGGGUGGUGUGUCGCUCGCAAAAGGCCAUCAAUGAAGGGACUUCUAUCCAGCAAUCUUUGGAAAAUGAGGAGAAAUUUUUUUCUUCCCAUCCCAUUUACAAGUAUGCUUGUGCGUAUCGUUUAUUUUAUUUGCAGAUCCAGCCCCAACAUCAGAUGCGGCACAGAGUCAAUCUCACAUGUGCUUUCAAGCAUAUUGCUGCGGCAUAUUCGGGCCAGCAUUCCGACACUGAAGUCGCAAAUUAUGGCCCUACUAUUGAACACACAGAACGAGUUGAAGGGCAUUGA
Molecule: messenger RNA, 981 nt
Organism: Mitosporidium daphniae
Lineage: Eukaryota; Fungi; Microsporidia
Product: dynamin-like protein
Exons: 3
Coding region: 1-981 (326 amino acids)
Cellular component (GO): membrane; cytoplasm; microtubule
Molecular function (GO): microtubule binding; GTP binding; GTPase activity
Source: RefSeq, a predicted model, not a curated record